AUGCCUGAGGUGUCUCCGGCUGGGGCAUGGCAGUGUUUGUCCCCGAGCCAGGAUGGCAGCUCCACAGCAGGUCAGCAUGACUUUGUUCGACGAGAUCGACCACUGCGUGUCCUGAUUGACCUUAUACAGAGGACAAAAGAUGCUGUUCGUGAGCUAGAUAACCUGCAGUACCGAAAAAUGAAAAAAAUUCUUUUCCAAGAGACAAGAAAUGGACCCUUGAAUGAAUCACAAGAAGAUAAAGAAAACAGCGAACAUGGAACCAGCUUGAGCAGGGAAAUGGACAGCCUGGGUAGCAACCAUUCCAUCCCAAGCAUGUCUGUGAGCACAAGUAGCCAGAGCAGCAGUGUGAACAGCAUGCAGGAGGUCAUGGAUGAGAGCAGCUCUGAGCUUGUCAUGAUGCAGGAGGAUGAAAGCACAAUAAAUUCCAGUUCCUCCACUGUGCACAGGAAGGAUCAUGUAUUCAUAAGGGAUGAGGCGGGCCACGGUGAUCCCAGGUUUGAGCCGCUGCCUACCCUGUCAAUUCAGAGCUGGGCCCUCCACUACCGGAACAGAGAGCGCUUUGCCACAAUCAAAUCAGCAUCUUUGGUUACACGGCAGAUCCAUUAGCAUGAGCAGGAGAACGAGUUGCGGGAACAGCUGUCAGGUUAUAAGCGGAUGCGGCACCAGCACCAGAAGCAGCUGAUCGCCCUGGAGAACAAGCUGAAGGCUGAGACGGACGAGCACCGCCUCAAGCUACAGAAGGAGGUGGAGACGCAUGCCAACAACUCAUCCAUCGAGCUGGAGAAGCUGGCCAAGAAGCAAGUGGCUAUCGUAGAAAAAGAGGCAAAGGUAGCUGCAGCAGAUGAGAAGUUCCAGCAACAGAUCUUGGCCCAGCAGAAGAAAGACUUGACAACUUUCUUAGAAAGUCAGAAGAAGCAGUAAAAAAUUUGUAAGGAAAAAAUAAAAGAGGAAAUGAAUGAGGACCAUAGCACACCCAAGAAAGAAAAGCAAGAGAGGAUAUCCAAGCAUAAAGAGAACUUGCAGCACACACAGGCUGAAGAGGAAGCCCACCUUCUCAGUCAACAGAGACUGUACUGUGACAAAAACUGUCAUUUCUUCAAGCGGAAAAUAAUGAUCAAGCGGCACGAGGUGGAGCAGCAGAACAUUCGGGAAGAACUAAAUAAAAAGAGGACCCAGAAGGAGAUGGAGCAUGCCAUGCUAAUCCGGCACGACAAGUCCACCCGAGAGCUAGAGUACAGGCAGCUGCACACGUUACAGAAGCUUCGCAUGGACCUGAUCCAUCUACAGCACCAGACCGAACUGGAAAACCAGUUGGAUGAGUACAACAAGAAGCGAGAAAGGGAACUGCACAGGAAGCAUGUCAUGGAACUCCGGCAACAGCCAAAAAACUUAAAGGUCAUGGAAAUGCAAAUUAAAAAACAGUUUCAAGACACUCGCAAAGUACAGACCAAACAGUAUAAAGCACUCAAGAAUCAACAGUUGAAAGUUACUCCAAAGAAUGAGCACAAAACAAUCUUAAAGACACUGAAAGAUGAGCAGACAAGAAAACUUGCCAUUUUGGCAGAGCAGUAUGAACAGAGUAUAAAUGAAAUGAUGGCCUCUCAAGCGUUACGGCUAGAUGAGGCUCAAGAAGCAGAAUGCCAGACCUUGAGGCUACAGCUCCAGCAGGAAAUGGAGCUACUCAACGCCUACCAGAGCAAAAUCAAGAUGCAAACAGAGGCACAGCAUGAACGCGAGCUCCAGAAGGUAGAGCAGAGGGUGUCUCUGCACAGAGCACAUCUUGUGCAGAAGAUUGAAGAGCUGGCUGCCCUUCAGAAGGAACGCAGCGAGAGAAUAAAGUACCUACUGGAAAGGCAAGAGCGAGAGAUUGAAACUUUUGAUGUGCAGAGCCUCAGAAUGGGAUUUGGGAAUUUGGUUACAUUAGAUUUUCCUAAGGAGGACUAUAGAUGAGAUUAAAUUUUUUGCCAUUUACAAAAAAAAGAAAAACAAAAGAAAUUCAGACCCUGCAAAACCACAUUCCCCAUUUUAACAGGCGUUGCUCUCACGCUCUCUCUCUCUCACUCUUACUGACAUCGUGUCCGACUAGUGCCUGUUUACUCUUACUCCAUCAGGGGCCCCCUUCCUCCCCCCGUGUCAACUUUCAGUGCUGGCCAGAACCUGGCCAUCUCUUCUACUCACUCAUAGUACACGUCACAGUAUUGAUGUGAUUCAAAAUGUUUCAGUGAAAGCUUUUGGAGACAAUUUUAACAAAACCAAUAAACCAACAACAACAACAAAAGUGGAUGUAUAUUGCUUUAAGCAAUCACUCAUUACCACCAAUCUGUGAAAGUAAAGCAAAAAAAUAAAUAAGUAAAUAAAUAAUAAAUGCCAAGGGGGAGAGAGACACAAUAUCCGCAGCCUUACACCUUAACUAGCUGCUGCAUUAUUUUAUUUUAUUUUAUUUUUUUGGUAUUUAUUCAUCAGGAAUAAAAAAAAUAAAAAAAAACAAAGUUU
This is a messenger RNA of Trichechus manatus latirostris (Florida manatee), 2493 nucleotides long. RefSeq names its product serine/threonine-protein kinase TAO3-like. Gene Ontology annotation, molecular function: protein serine/threonine kinase activity. The record is from RefSeq and is a predicted model, not a curated record. Gene Ontology annotation, cellular component: cytoplasm. Gene Ontology annotation, biological process: regulation of cytoskeleton organization; protein phosphorylation. NCBI's taxonomy places the organism in Eukaryota, Metazoa, Chordata, Mammalia, Sirenia, Trichechidae.